GUGAGUGUCAGCCUUCUUAAGGCAAAAGGGAGCUAAACACACACCUGCAGGGUGGGAAGUAGCUGUAAUAAACAGAUACAUGAGAUAGCUAAAGUAAGUAUGUGUUCUGUUUAAUGGAUUUCUAGGAAUUGAAUGCAGGAGUUCCUUAGAAAUGUUUUAUUUACUCUCUCUUUUUUGCUACGUGUAGGGAAAACCUCCAGAGAUUCUGAGGAUCACUUUAAUUACAGGGACAAGCUGGCUGUGUAGCAGAUCCUAACCUGGAUGUGUUUGAAGAUAGGGCAAUGGAUUCUGCCCCGGGUGGAGUUUUAUUCAUUUAGAAGUUGACUCAUGAGAUCUGGAUGGGAUGUAAUCUAUAUUCAGUUCCUAUUUUUUUAUCUAUUUCCAGUGCAGUGCAAACGACAUCACUUUUUCCUAUCAGUUAUCAUCUUCUGUAUUUUAAAAUCGAGUGGUCUUAAUUGCCACAGUGGUAGAACUCUCCAAUGAUGUAUUCUGCCCUUCCUCAACACCGAGACAAAACAAAAUUAGGGUUAUCGCUCUUUCCAUCUUAGUUCUGCUCCUGCUCAGAAGUUUGUAACAGCCUGUGGGAAUGAUCUGCAAGCUGAAAUGUGUGGCACAGCGUGAGGACAAGUAAGCCCCAGUGUGUCUUGCUGCGCUCGAUGGAGUGCCAGCCGUGGGCUAGCAGCGUGUUCUUGGCAUCAGAGCCCCCAGCCACAUGGAAGCUGCGUGGCCUGUCUGUUUGAGUGAGCGUAGCAGGUUUCCAUGGCUUAGUUGCAGGGAGCAGGAGUGAAGAGGUGGUGGAGCAGAGCUGGUGUGAUGCUGCAGGCAGCAGAAAGGACCAUCAGUUUGGCACCGUUGAGAGAGGUUUAUAUCUGGGUGAAUGUCAGGGACCCCACCCAUCCAUCCUAAGUCAGAGAGAGGACAAGGGAAAGGAACUGAUGCUCUUUUUGUGUGAUUUCUGAGUGAAGAUGAAUUUAGCAGAGAUUUGUGAUAAUGCCAAAAAAGGAAGAGAAUAUGCACUCCUUGGGAAUUACGAUUCUUCUAUGGUAUAUUACCAGGGUGUCAUCCAGCAAAUCCAGAGACAUUGCCAGUCAAUCAGAGAUCCAGCAAUUAAGGGCAAAUGGCAACAGGUCCGACAAGAAUUAGUUGAAGAAUAUGAACAAGUUAAGAGCAUUGUCAACACUUUAGAGAGUUUUAAAAUGGACAGACCUGCAGAUAUCCCUGUAUCCUGUCAAGAUGAGCCUUUUAGAGAUCCUGCUGUUUGGCCCCCUCCUGUUCCAGCUGAACACAGGGCUCCACCUCAGAUAAAACGUCCCAACCGAGAAGUAAAACCUUUGAGGAAAGAAUCACCAGGACUGCAGCCCCGUGGGCCUGUGGGCAGAGCGCAUGCGGUAUCCAAGGGCGAGAAGUCUGCAGGCAGCCGUGAAAGGGAAUCGAGAGCUAGAGGAAGAGAUGACAAGGGAAAGAAAAUAUCCCAGGAAGUUGGUGAUGGGGAAAUUCCAAAAUUUGAUGCAGCAGGUUACGACAAAGACUUGGUUGAAGCUCUUGAAAGGGACAUUGUAUCAAGAAAUCCAAGCAUUCAUUGGGAUGACAUAGCGGAUUUGGAAGAAGCCAAGAAAUUACUAAGAGAAGCUGUUGUUCUUCCAAUGUGGAUGCCUGACUUUUUCAAAGGGAUCAGAAGACCUUGGAAGGGUGUGCUGAUGGUUGGUCCUCCUGGCACUGGCAAAACAAUGCUGGCAAAAGCUGUUGCCACAGAAUGUGGAACAACAUUCUUCAAUGUGUCUUCCUCAACCCUGACGUCUAAAUACAGGGGCGAGUCUGAGAAGCUGGUCCGCCUCUUGUUUGAAAUGGCAAGGUUUUACGCUCCAACAACAAUCUUCAUUGAUGAGAUAGAUUCCAUCUGCAGCCGCAGAGGCACGUCUGAUGAACACGAGGCGAGUCGCAGAGUCAAGUCAGAGCUGCUUGUGCAAAUGGACGGGGUAGGUGGUGCUCUGGAAAAUGAUGACCCUUCUAAGAUGGUUAUGGUAUUAGCUGCUACAAAUUUUCCCUGGGAUAUUGAUGAAGCUCUCCGACGGAGACUGGAGAAGAGGAUUUAUAUCCCUUUGCCCACAGCAAAAGGCAGAGCAGAACUACUUAAGAUUAAUCUUCGAGAAGUAGAACUGGAUCCUGAUAUCAGCCUUGAAGAAAUUGCUGAGAAGAUUGAAGGCUAUUCUGGUGCUGACAUCACUAACGUUUGCAGGGAUGCCUCUUUAAUGGCAAUGAGACGACGUAUUAACGGCUUAACUCCAGAAGAGAUUCGUGCACUUUCUAAAGAGGAGCUUCAGAUGCCGGUUACCAAGGGGGACUUUGAGCUGGCUCUGAAGAAAAUCUCCAAAUCUGUUUCUGCUGCAGACCUGGAGAAGUAUGAAAAAUGGAUGACGGAGUUUGGAUCUGCUUAAUCUCAGUGACAGCCCUCCUUUGCUAGAGUUUUAUGGCUUUUGUUGUUUUCACUGGCAAAAUGAGUUAGAAAUCUUUUUAAGGUUUAAUAAAAGGUCUGCCUCUGCCCCCAUCCCACCCCCUUCUGGUGACAAGAUCUUUUAAACUCCAUUUGCCUUUAAAGGGAGUGAACACAAUGAGCUGAUAUUGUAAAAGAUAUUUUAUCUCAGAAGUAGUAAAAUAAGACAAACAGGAAGGGGAAAAUUACACUUGUGAGGGUAAUUUCUUUAUUUUUCCAAUGAAGAGCAGUGUUACUUAAUCUCCUCGUAGUCAUCUUUCAUGGCUGGAAUCAAUAAAUCAGCUGAGGGAUGUGACUCCAGAGGAGCUAACAAGGGCUCACUGUACCCCCUGCUCUUAAGUGCUACAUUUCUGUUGAACUGCUGACUCUGCCUCCCUUGGAUGUGGCAUCAGAGUUACUGUUCUCUGUCUCUCUGCUCGGAUAUUCAGAGCAAAGCCUGUGGAUUAAUUGGCAUUACACAGAGGAAAUGAGGAUCAGUUUUCCAUCGAGACAUGGGCUUGGCUUUCCUCUCGUGUACGUCCAUUUGGAAUUGAUGUUACUUCAGACUGGAUUGGUGUUACAUGUGGCGAUUUCUGAUGGAAAUGAGAGGAAAAGAAAAGAGCCUCGAUUGUUCUCAGUCUGGUUUAUACUUGAUCUCUGAGCAUAGUUUGUACCAGUUUGACCAGUAGACACUUUGACCAGUAGGCACUUUGACUUAAGUUACAUCUUGCACUUUUAUGCUUAUGUAUGAUCCUAUACUUUGUCUGUGCUCUCUAGAUAUUUGUAUUAUUAUUAUUAUUUAAGUACCAAAUGUUUAAUACAGUAAAGACAUUAAUAUCAAGGCUGUUUUUAAAAUACAAGGCUGUCCUUAAAACACGUGGCUGUGGACUUCCGUUGCUUCUGAUUAGACAUGAACUCUUUCCUAGCUUUACUAGGCAAUGGGAUUUGUAUCUGUUUAUGUUGUAGAACUGUUCAUGCUUAAUUUUUUUUAAUGAAGAUUUCUUAAAAAAGUUUAAAUGUUACUGAUUUAGGGGAAAGUGAGCCGUACAGUCUCAUUUCUGUUUCUUACCUGUUUCUUCCCUUCCCACAUACAAGUGCAGGGAUAAGAAGGGUUGGGAUGUAAACUCCAGCAUGAGAAAUCCUCUCUCUAGAGCAUAGCUGUCAUGCUGACUCUGCGAGCUUUUGACAGGCCUGGGCUGUGAGUCUGACACACAAAGGCUUCCUGUGGUAGGAAUGAGAAGGAGAGGUCAAAUUUACAGAAGAAUAUGCAAGCUUUCAAAUUUUUGGUGAUUUUGUGAGCUAGGCCCGAAUUCUCUUGGUGGAUGUGAGUUGCUGUGCGGUUCGGUAGGUAAUUCUGCCCUUUGGCUCUCUGCUGAGACUCCCAGUGGCAUAGCCAGGUGUGGCAAACUGGAGUAAGAAAAAGAUAAUACCUCCUCUUGAGUGGGAGUAUAUCCUUAUUUGCCCAAUUUUGCUAGUUCUUGAAAGUUCACAGUAAUGUCAGUAAUUCAGCACGCUGGUCUCUUGGGCCAUGACACGUGAACCACUAAGGCAAAUGCUGCAUAAGUGUGUUUAGUGUUCAACAGCAAGGGCUGUCAGGAUACAUGCAUGGCAGCACUGCAGCAUCUCCCUGAAUACAUGAGUUUUACCAUUGCUGCUUUGUCUGUCAGUAUUCCAUUUUCUUUCUUUGUAUGUGAAGACCAUGUCUCGGAUUGAUCCUGUCAUUACAAAGCACUGCCCCCGUUUGAAUGGAGGAACACGGUGGAGAUUCUGUCAGUCUUGCAUUUGACAUGAAACACGGUCAGAGCUUUGGCGUGUUUCCAUGUGGCACUGCAGAAAAGGAGCUUCUGGGACCCACAGACUGGUUGAGACACAGCUGCUGUUCAUAUCUUUCCAGGACAGAGCAUCUCCACUGCCUAGCGUUAGGCCCUGUUACACUCCUGAACAGGGAGGUUAGUGCAGAAGGAACACCAGCUUUUACCUUUGUCACCUACAGGGAGAAGAAAUGCUUCUUUCCUGACUGGUUUGCAUUAACUGCACAGUAGAGCCCCUGGGUUUCACAGUACCUGUGGCUGUCAGACAAAAAUGAACAAUCUGCAUUGGAAGAUGAGCAAGCAGAAGCCAUGCUGACUCUAAUUUUUGAAUAAAUUCCUACCAAGGCCAGUCUGUUCUUCCCAGGGAAUAACUGGGCCUUUAUAGAGAGCUUUGAAAACGUUGCUGCAGUCUGCCAUUUCUUCCUUAUGAAAGCGGUAGGCUCUUUUGUUUGUUUUACUGCAGUAGAAAUUAGUAAAGCUAUGCGAAUAUUUUGUGGCCAGUGCCAGAUUAGCAUUUCAGGAUCUCUCACUAGAGAGGCCAUUGCUGCCUGAGGAGCUUAAUCUACACAAGCAAGACCUAGAAGGGAACAGACAUGAAUGCCAAUAACUUAUCCUGUUCAGCUGCCCCAGAGCAGUGCUGGGAUUCAGCAGUUGCUGCUUAGAAAGGCCUAAGUACCAGUUUUCUCAGUUUCCUAUUGCAAGCAGAGGUGCCCUUUCUGCUGAUGAAAGCACAGCAUUUAAGCAAAAAUGUCGUUCUUAGCUCUUUGAUGAACCUUCUACCUUAAGGCGUUAAGCUUCCCUCUUGGAUGUUAAGCAAAAUUGACUGUACUGUGCAUUCCCUCUAGUAGGAAUUAUUCAGGUGCUACAGUCUUUUUCUCUAAAGGUCGUGAUUUCUACACCAAAUACAGUUUUGUUUUGUUUUUUUUUUUUUUCCUGUACAGGCCCAUUCAUCCUUUACUGUUACAGAACAGAAAAGCGAAAGUUUCUAGGCUGUAGAUGUUUAUAUGUGUGAUGGUUGUGCCCCGUGCAUUACACCUGUGACUUGGGCCCCCACUAGAUCAGGUGCCCCAGAAGACAGAAAGCAUCGUUUCCCUGCUGAGACUUUUCAGGAUAAGGAUCUGACCCUGUGUGCUGCCCCUUUAUGUCUUUAGCAAGUCAUUCAUGCUGGUGCACUCACCUGGGUUGCUCACGCUAGAGGCGAGCCGGCAGCGGGGUGCAGCAAGGAGCAACCAGGGAAGGAAAGCCAGGCCGACAGCGGCAGCAACUCAAGGCCCAACGGAUGAGCUUAGGGCUCAGCAUACAUCCAGUUUGUGUCCCACUCGUGGACACCUUGUGUAGGGAUGUUGGAUUCCUCAGAGAGCAAUGUACCAGUGUACCACGGCCUGCUGCGACACUUUGUCUGGUCUGUGUCCGUGUGGGUACGGUGAUCCCCGCGCACACGCGUGUCUGUGUGUACAUACGCACACAGUGGUUGGUGCUUCAGUAGUUUGUACUUAAAUUACAUAAAAGACAUGUUUUAAAGCUGUGUUUACGUGUCUCUAAACAGCUGUGAAGGCCCUCUUGGGUGGCACUGUUGCUUCUUGUACGAUAAGCAGUCUGGUUGUAUGGAGUAAUAAACGUACGUGUAGAGUCUGUCUCGCUUGG
Messenger RNA from Tyto alba (common barn owl), 5925 nucleotides. RefSeq names its product katanin catalytic subunit A1 like 1 (gene KATNAL1). Gene Ontology annotation, cellular component: microtubule; microtubule cytoskeleton. The transcript has 12 exons. Gene Ontology annotation, biological process: microtubule severing. NCBI's taxonomy places the organism in Eukaryota, Metazoa, Chordata, Aves, Strigiformes, Tytonidae. The coding region runs from base 966 to 2435 and encodes 489 amino acids. The record is from RefSeq and is a predicted model, not a curated record. Gene Ontology annotation, molecular function: ATP hydrolysis activity; microtubule severing ATPase activity; ATP binding.